Medicago truncatula (barrel medic) is the source of this 1335-nucleotide messenger RNA. RefSeq lists its product as uncharacterized. Lineage: Eukaryota; Viridiplantae; Streptophyta; Magnoliopsida; Fabales; Fabaceae. The record is from RefSeq and is a predicted model, not a curated record. The transcript is spliced from 4 exons. The coding region runs from base 442 to 819 and encodes 125 amino acids.
AGAAAGUGAAUUUGGUGCACGAUAUUAAGGCCAUGGACUUCAGGUUUUGUUCUUGUUGAUUUGAUUCCCUUAUCCUUCAAGUAAAGAGCUUCCUCUAAGGUCAUUAAUAGAAAUCACAAACAGAUUGAUGAAAUAUGUAUAUUAUUGAAUGGAAAUAAUGAGCAUAGAAGCUCUACAAUGAAGGGAUCACAUUUCAAGAGUCAGAAACUCCUAACCAGAGAGAUGUUCUCUCCUAACCUACUCAAUAGUAAUAGAAUGAAUGAAUUUUGGAUCUUGUCUGUGGCUGCUCAACCAGUUGUCCUCAUAAUUAGAUGAUAACGACGAUUCUGAUCAAGGAAGAGACGAAGCUGGAAAACUCUGUUUUUCUUCGAUACGGAACUUGCUGCUAGUGGCUUUAGUAAAAAAGAUGAGGAAGAUAUUCAGAGACUUAUUGAAGGUGUGAUGGAGAGUGAUAUAAAUUCUGAUAGUGAAGAUGGUGACUUCGUGAGAAACCUGAACGAAGCAAACGAUUUAAAUGUUGAUUCUUUACAUUUGUCGGACAAGGAUGAGGGACACGAAAGUCAUAGAAAAGAGGAGAGCUUUGAAGCAGGUGAAAACAGCGGAUCUGAAAAGGAAGAGGCAAACAACACGGAGGAAAACAAUGAUAAUGCAGUGGGAAUUGAAGCUGAACUCACAAACAGCUUGAGUAAGCAAAGGAAAAGUGCUAUAGCAUCAGCUCGUAAGGGACGGAAGAAACUUGCAUCCUGGAAUUCUCACAAAGACAAGGGUGGUAGGUCAUCUCACAAUUCUAAGGCUCAAAUGCAAAUGAGCAGCUGGUGAGAUUAUAUGGGAAGACAAAACCUAUGUGAUUGACCUCAUGUCAUUCGAAUAUGUUGAAGUGAACUAGAAAUUACUGAAUAUAUAGGUUCAACCGCAUGCCAUCUAUUAGGACUAAAUUAUCUGUUUAAAAUUCAAACAUAUGUAUAGACCGUACUUCGGACUCGGAGGUACGAAAACUGUCUUCAUUCGGUUUUUAGUUGUUUUUCUUCUUGUAGUGAGAAUAAUUAUAUUCUUUUUAAACGAAAAUUUUGCAUUCUUAUAAAUUUUGUCGUUCUUGCAUGCAUGGUGAAUUGUUUAGACUUUGGAAGCAGCUACUAUGAAUUAUCUCUACUGUGCUGACUGCCGUUUUCCACUGUCAGGCACAUAAGCAUAGAUAUAUGCUUGGAAGAAAUUUUCAUAAACCUCAUGGAGUGUGGCCCGAGCUUUGAGGGGCACUUGACAUAGAAUCAGUCAUACUUAUGUCAAUUAAUUCAUCUGAGUUUAGUUCAACAGGUUAAAUGUGCUCAAUCUUUUAUU